Vittaforma corneae ATCC 50505 is the source of this 1752-nucleotide messenger RNA. RefSeq lists its product as uncharacterized. Gene Ontology annotation, cellular component: nuclear replication fork. The record is from RefSeq and is a predicted model, not a curated record. Gene Ontology annotation, biological process: DNA repair; replication fork processing. The transcript has a single exon. Gene Ontology annotation, molecular function: ATP-dependent chromatin remodeler activity; ATP binding. NCBI's taxonomy places the organism in Eukaryota, Fungi, Microsporidia, Nosematidae. The coding region runs from base 1 to 1752 and encodes 583 amino acids.
AUGGAUGGCAAGAAGCUGCCGUAUGAACAGUUAAUGUGGAAAAGCAUAAAUAAGACCCGUGAAAAGGUGCUGAAUCUUCCCUUUCAGACACAGAAUGAAAACAAGUCUCGGAGCUCAGUCAAGAUUGAAAAGAAUGAUCUCCAAGUAGAGGACAGCAAAAACAUUACAACACCAUUCAAAGUAAAGAUAUCCUUGAAUAAGAAUUGCAGAGUUCUUUUGAAGCCUUCAAAUAAGCUAAUUGCUCUUGUCUUAUCUAAACUUCCCCGUUCUAGCUACGAUACAAAGUCAAAUGAGUGGACGUUUGAUGUUGAAUACUACGAAGAAGUAGUAAAAGAACUGGUCAAGAGCAAAAUAAUAUUUGAUAAAAUACCACAAGGAACAAUAACUUUGGCAAAAAGAACAUACAAAAAUGAUUCUUAUGAUUUGCAAGGUGGAAUAUAUGAUAUUUUAAUGGCUUUUCAACGUGAAGCAGUAAAUUUUGCUAUUAAUAGAAAUGGAAGAAUCCUCCUGGCAGAUGAUAUGGGACUUGGAAAGACUAUUCAGGCAUUGGCUAUCGCCAAUUAUUACAAAUUGGAGUAUCCCCUCUUGAUUUUAUCACCUGCUUCUCUGUGUUACAAUUGGCUUGAUUCAGUGCAACGAUUUUUAAGCGAAGAGGCUUGUAUAAUCAGAGAAAAAACUGAUUUUGGAUGUAGAAUAGCUAUCAUGAGCUAUAACCUUGCAGUGAACUUCAUAGAUGUACUUAAUACAUGCAAGUAUGGCGUUAUAAUAUGUGACGAAUGUCAUUAUUUGAAAUCUAUGAAUUCAAAAAGAACAAAAUUACUUCUACCCUUACUCCAGAAGUCCUCCAGGCUUAUUAUGAUCUCAGGUACUCCAGCUACAAGCAGACCUCUUGAGCUAUAUCCAAUCAUCUGCGCUUUAGAUAGGGGUCUCUAUCCAUCAUUUCAGGUAUAUGGAUCCCGUUAUUGUGAUGGAAGAAAAAUUGGUACAUUCUUUGAUUAUCGGGGAUGCAGCAAUGCAGUAGAGCUAUCAGCUGUCAUUGAAAAAGCAUUUAUGAUAAGAAGAGUGAAAGAUAAUGUACUUAACCAAUUACCUAAAAAAUUCCGUCGACAGAUUUUCUUGGAUACUAGAGCAUCUGAAAGCACAACACUGAAGAAAGGUGAAUUAUUUGGUGAUAAUUUAGAUACUCGGAUAAUGCAAGAAUACAAUCAAGCCUCCAUUAUUAAAAGAGAGCCUGUUAUAAAGUACAUGGAAGGUAUAAUAGAGAAGAAAAUUAAAUGUAUUGUAUUUGCUCACCAUAAAGAGAUGCUAGAUGCACUUGAGAGUUUUUGUGUGGAAAAACAAAUAAAGUAUAUAAGGAUUGAUGGAGCCACACAGUCUACAAAGAGACAAAAUUUGGUAGACAUGUUCCAAAAUGAUGAGAAUAUAAGAAUAGCAAUCCUAAGCUUGACUGCUUGUUCGACGGGACUGACUCUUACCUCGGGCAAAGCUGUAAUAUUUGCAGAGCUGUAUUGGAAUCCGGGAACUAUGUUACAGGCAGAGGAUCGUGUUCAUAGGAUUGGACAGUGUGAUAAUGUUGAUAUUCACUAUCUUGUGGCAAAGAAUACAAUUGAUGAAAUGGUAUGGCCUAAACUUCUCAAGAAACUGACUGUUUUAGAGAGUCUUGGUAUUAGUAAAAAUGAGCUAAGACACGUAAAAGGAACAAAUGUAGACGAACCAGUACAACAAAGACUAGAAUUUAAGAGAAUAGAUUAA